Danio aesculapii is the source of this 4059-nucleotide messenger RNA. RefSeq names its product thialysine N-epsilon-acetyltransferase-like. The coding region runs from base 144 to 659 and encodes 171 amino acids. The transcript has 6 exons. Gene Ontology annotation, molecular function: N-acetyltransferase activity. Lineage: Eukaryota; Metazoa; Chordata; Actinopteri; Cypriniformes; Danionidae. The record is from RefSeq and is a predicted model, not a curated record.
UCAGCGGUUUCAUCUUUUCAUGCCGCGUGAGAGUCCGAGCAGCGUAAAUACAUCCCUUCCGUAUUUCCAUUCUAAAUUAUUCCACGUUGACAAACACUUAGAUUUUGUAGCACACUGUGCGUGUUAUUAUUGUUGACCGCAAGAUGGAUUUCACAAUCCGGGCCGCCACGCUCGAGGACUGUAAGGACAUCUCUCGGAUGAUACUGGAGUUGGCAGAGUUUGAGAAAGUUUCUGACCAUGUCAAGAUUACACAAAGAGAUCUGGAGCAGGAUGGAUUUUCCAAAAACCCUUUUUUCCAUGGAAUUAUUGCUGAGGUACCAGAACACUUAAAGUCCAGUCAGGGUCACACCAAGGUCGGUUACUCUCUGUACUUCUACAUGUACAGCUCAUGGAAAGGUCGCGCAGUGUACAUGGAAGAUCUAUAUGUGAUGCCUGAGUUCAGAGGCAAGGGCAUUGGCAAGGCUCUGAUGGCCAAAGUUUCCCAGCUGGGUCUGGCUGCUGGUUGCACUCAGCUUAACUUCACUGUGCUGGACUGGAAUAAGUCAUCUCUGGACUUCUACCUGAAGCAGGGCUGCUGGGACGUGACCUCUGAACUCGGCUAUCACUGCAUGCGCUGUGAGGGUGACGCUCUUCAACACUUGGCACAGGGAGAGCUUUAAACCAUCAAACACAUAGAUUUCAUUCUCAACCCCAGCCAUAAGUUACACAUUACUAGAGAAGCACAGAACGACAGUAAGAUAAGCUGACAGUUAAAAUGGGCAAAAUGAAUACAAUAAACAUGCUUAUUACCUAGUUACAUUUUAAAUAUACAUUUCUAAAGGGGUAGUUCACUCAAAAACGAAAAUUUUAUGUUAAUGAUGUUUCUCUUGAUUUCUCCUGUUUAUUAAAACUUUAUUUAAAGGGGACCUAUUAUGCAAAAAUCACUUUUAUUAGAGGUUUAAACACAGAUAUGUGGCAGCAGUGUGUGAAAAUAACCAGCUUCUAAUGGUAAAAAUGUAUUAAUAUUAUUUAUUUAUUAUCACGCUUCGUAAAAACAGUCUGCAGAAACACUUUGAUUGACAUUCUCCCUUUGUACGUGUCAUCAGAGGGGGAAAGCCCCACCCAUUAGUGAUGAUCUCACCCUCAUUAGCAUAGGAGUUACUCUUGUUUUUGAAUUUGCGUCUAUGCUGACACAUAGGCAUUUAUAUCUCCGCCCUCAUUUGAAAAGAACACAAUCUCAUUUAAAUUUAAAGCAACAGUCACCAAAAUGGCACAACUAGAAUCAAAGUCUAAAAGGGGCAGUUCCAAAGAGUUAAUAAAACAUUAUUUGUGGGGUAUUUUUGAGCUGAAACUUCAUAUAACCACUCGAGGGACAUCAGAGACUUAUUUUACAUCUCGCAAAAAAGGGCACAAUAGGUCCCCUUAAAUAUUUUUCCCCAACAUAUUGUACUAAUAUUUUGACUGUGAUCUUAAAUUUUUUGUUAGAUUAGUUCCAGUUGUGGCUAAUGUAUAUGCACAAAUAUAUUAUUAUAAAGCCUCCUAUUGAACAUAUUAGUUUAAAAGAGAGAUCUUUGAGGGCUGUACUCAUUUAUGCUGAGCAAUAUAUAUAUAUUAAUACAUGUGGCUCCUGAAGAUACCUGUGUUUUAGGCAGCGUAUUCACUGAAGGUUUUUGCACUGCAGAAACACAAGCGCUGUUCUAAAACCACUCUAUGAGCUAUGAGUGUUUCUUCAACUGUUAAAACGCUUUAAAAAUGUUGAGCACUCACCACUGAGCAUAAUAGAGAUGCUCAGCACCUGGCUACACUGCCAGCAUUUUAAAAACACAGUGCUUCAUUGACAACAACAGGAAAAAAAGCUCAGCUCAGGGAAAAACAACGUAGUAGACAUGUAGUGUACAAAACAAUCAGUCUGUGCAAGAAACAUGGACAUCAGUAAUCAAAUGAUUUGCUUUAAUCUGUAUAAGACAAUAAUAUGAUUAAGGUGUUUACAUGAGUUGCUUUUUGUAUGUUCCUUUCAUGAUCCUGUUUUACAUCUUAUAGCACAUAAUUCGAUUAAUGUCAUUGCAUCACCACAACUUCUACUAUCCUCUGGAUUUUCAUGUAAUUUCAGGUGUUUCAUUUUUGAUUUGUCAACUUUAACUGCAGUUUGGCACUUUCACUUUCAUUCAGGACCAUUUCAUGCAUGCCCCCAUGACAAUCAAGAUAUUGGAUGCGAGUAUGAACUGCCGGAAGUAUGAACAACUGCGUUGUUUUAAUGUAAUUUGAUACCGCACACCGUAAGGAAAAAAAACCUACGCAUUUCAUGUCAAACAGCCGUGUGUGUAUAUACUGUGCUGUUGCAAAAUUCGGAGAAAAUCCUACAUGACAGCAAUAGUUUGAUUGCAGUGUUUACAUGUCUGUGCUGCACUUCAAUAAGUGCAGCACAGCAACUAAAAUUGGCAUAAAUUUUUUUUUUAUAUCGCUGUUUACAUGCUAGACACUUAAUCAGAGUAUUGUCUUAAUCACAUAAAAAUCAACUUAUUAGUGUCCAUGUAAAUGUACUCGUGUACAAAAUAAUAACCAAUUGCAUAAAAGAAUUGUAUUACAUCAUAAGACUUUAAAUGUAUCUUGUUUACACUGCAAAGAAUGCUUUUCUUACCUAGAUUUGUCUUGUUUCUAGUCCAAAUAUCUAAAAAUUCUUAAACCAAGAAGCAUUUUUAGAUAAUCAAAAAAUAUAGUCUUGUUUUAAGAAAUAAUGUCAAAAUUAAGUGAGUUCCUUAAAACAAGCUAAAUAAUCUGCCAAUGGAAUAAGCAAAAUAAUCUUGUUUGUCAUUUCGACAUAAGUGUAUUUAGCUUGUUUUAAGGAAAAAAAUCACUUAAUUUUGACAUCAUUUCUUAAAACAAGACACUAUUUUUAAGUUCAAGCAUUUGUUGCGGUGUAACCAGUAUGUGGCUUUUUGACUUUCAUAGCUUGCAUAUUUUAGAAUACCAAGUGCCGUGCUGUCAGCUAAAAACUUUUAUUUUAUGUUCUACUGAAGAAAUCCUGUAUGUGGACAAAUUUUUCAUAUUUGGGUGAACUAUCUUUUUGAGUCAAAAUGAGCUGAGAACAACAACCAGCAGAAGCUGCUUAUUUAUGUUGCAUCAAACCAUGCAAAUGCAUUAUAAUUUCAAGUGACACUGAUUCAUUGUGCCCUUUAAAAUUGUGAUUCUGGCCUACCAAAGAUUCAGAGGGGCACUUUUGUUACUGGGAAUAAUAAAUUGGUCAAAUUAGGACAUCAUUUUCUGUCGGAUUUACAUGCGUGAAAAGAGUGGAGACAGUUACAGUUGAUGUUGUUUUCAUUGUUUGUAUUUACAGUAGUUGGUUUUAGAUGUUCUAUUUAAGCUGCCAUUUUAGUGUUUAGCCAUAUAUUACAUGUCAUUUUACUUAGACAUUUGAGAGCGUGUUUAACCAUCUAGUCAGCCUUGUUUACCAAUCCGAAAUCCUACUAUAGUGAUGUUCCUUGACUAUAUAGUAAAAUCUUGAUCUUUAGAAAAGAGCACAGCAAUUUGUUCAAUUACACUGUAUAUGCACAGAAAAACACCACUUACUUCUCUCAUCAAGCAUUUGGUAUUUGUCACCAUAUUUUUGUGAGUCACAACAGAGCAAAAGCUCAUUAAAAAUAGGAAAAAUGCACUACAAUUGUAAAUAAGUGAAAUCCUGUUAUUGGUUAGUGGAACUUGUUUGGAUUUUGCUUUUCUAAAUUGCUUUCUUUGCCUUUUUUUGUGCAUUUCGCCUUUUUGCACAAGCAGAUGUUUUAUGUUUAUAGCCAAAAAUUAUUUUAGAACAAAAUAUUGAGCUGUUACUAAAUACAUCUUGAACACAAAAGACAUGCAAGUACCUCAGUCUUAUCAAUUUAGUUCAUUGUAACUUGUAAUAUUCAAUGGCCUAUUAGAAUGGUACUGUUAUUUUCUAGCACUUUAAAAUAAACUGUGUAGCCUCAUAGUGAAGACGACGAGCAAAAGUGACAUUGUUACAAGCUGCUGUAUCCAAUGUACUGUGGAUUCUGAUGUUUCCUCUGUUCUAUUGCUCAUCAAUAAAAGUAGAUUUAUGCGGUUUUUGCA